AUGGCUGCCUUUGAUUCUCCAGCACCACGAGACCUUGGUCGUGAAAAGGAUCACACUUUAGACCAGCAACAACACUCAACAGCACGCGAAAUAAACUUCAACGAUGUCGAAGCUCAAAAUUUGAACAAAGAAGCCGAGAAAGGCCCCCUAGAAGCCGACGACACUCCUACACCAGACCCAAACAUCGUCGACUGGGACGGUCCAGACGAUCCUGCGACCCCGCGCAACUGGUCCAAUCGCUACAAAUUAACAAACGUUGUAGUCGUCAGUCUAUCAGUCCUCUACACCAACCUCGCAACUACCAUGUUCGCCCCCGGCGCUGCUAUAAUGCAGCGAGAAUUCGGGUACAAGAGCAGUACAGUCGAAGUCAUGACCAUUACCAUAGCAUCACUUGGCUUCGCCCUUGGACAAUUGUUUGUACCGCCCAUGUCUGAGGUCUUUGGCCGUAUGCCUAUUUAUCGCGCGAGCUCUAUCUUCUAUCUUGGUUUCACGGCUGGUUGUGCGCGCAGCACCAAUGUUACUGAGUUCUUGGUCUUUCGGUUGUUGACUGGCAUGGCGGCGGCGUCGUAUAUGUCGACUGGUGGUGGUACGGUUGCUGAUCUUUUGCCCAAGGAGGAGAGGGGCGUUGCUAUGGCUAUUUUCACUGCCGGGCCGCUGGUUGGGCCUGUUCUGGGCCCCAUUGUCGGAGGAUUUGUUGUUGAGAACUUGGGAUGGAGAUGGUGCUUCUACCUCAUCUUGAUGAUUGCCGGCGCAGUAACCUUCGUUACCUUUGCGUUUAUACACGAGACGAGCGCUGUCAACAUCCUCAAGUCUAAAGCCGCUCGACUUCGCAAAGAAACGGGUAACCCGAACCUACGCGCAGAAGGAGACAAACAAACGCCCGUUAAGCAACUUGUCCUACAUGCCCUGACCCGUCCGAUGAAGUUCCUAUUCACAUCCCCCAUCGUCGCUUUGAUCGCCCUCUAUAUCGCCUUCAACUUUGGCGUGACCAUGCUCCUCUUCGCCACGUUCCCGACUGUUUACGAAAACACCUAUCACUGGAGCGUCAGUAUCUCCGGUCUGGCAUAUGUCGGCGUCGGUAUCGGGUGCGCUAUAGGUGUCAUCACAUUCGCUAAGCUCAGUGAUCGUCUAUUAAAUGCAAAGGAGGGACAAUAUCGUGCAGAACGACGUCUGAUCAUGAUGAUGUUUGUCUCUCCACUGUCCCCAAUCGGUUUGUUUAUUUAUGGCUGGACCACCGAGUACAAGGUACACUGGGUUGUGCCCAUUAUUGGCACAGCAAUCUGCGGACCUGGAGCCGUAAUAAUCAAUUCGUCAUCGCAGACGUACAUCAUCGACAUCUUUGGACCUCAAGCAGCGGCCUCUGCGCUCGCUGCUAUUACGCUUCUUCGCAAUUUGAUGGGAGCCUUUCUGCCCCUUGCCGCCCCGACAAUGUACAAGAACCUGGGUAUGGGCUGGGGAAAUAGUGUGUUGGCUUUUAUCACGAUGGCGUUUAUACCUGUUCCGAUUUUCUUUUACUUUCGUGGUGAAGCUAUUCGGAAAAGGUUCCCUGUCGAAAUUUAA
Molecule: messenger RNA, 1560 nt
Organism: Clonostachys byssicola
Lineage: Eukaryota; Fungi; Ascomycota; Sordariomycetes; Hypocreales; Bionectriaceae
Source: the annotation of a GenBank genome assembly